AUGACGACAACCGGUUUUUGCGGCACUUCCUCAUACGUCAUCGUCGAGUACACAGUAAAGCGUGGCCGCGGCUCCUCCCCCUACAAGCUAGUCAGCGCUCCGCUAUUGCUAACUGAGCUGUGGAACCACAGCAGCGACACAGAUUCAAUGUCCGAAAAAAGUUCAUCCUCCGGUUCGGAUGAGGAUUUGGACCCAGAAUCUGGACAGUCCGGGGAACUCGGUGGCGUCUUAAGCAAGUGGACAAACUACAUACACGGCUGGCAGGACAGAUGGGUCGUGUUGAAGAACAAUACCUUGAGUUACUACAAGUCGGAGGAUGAACGGGAGUACGGCUGCAGGGGUUCUCUGUGCCUUAGCAAGGCUGUCAUCACACCACAUGAGUUCGACGAGUGUCGAUUUGACAUCAGCGUGAAUGACAGCGUUUGGUACCUCAGAGCAGAGGACCCAGAGCACAGACUCCGCUGGAUAGAAUCAAUAGAACUGCACCGGGCCGAGUCUGGAUACGGUUCAGAGACCAGUUUAAGGCGCCAUGGUUCCAUGUUGUCUCUCACAUCAGCAGCUAGUGCCUUGUCUUCCGCAUCCACAUCAUCCUUCAAGAAGGGGCACAGGCUGCGUGAGAAGCUGGCAGAAAUGGAAACCUUUCGGGACAUUCUGUGCAGACAAGUGGACACCCUUCAGAAGUAUUUUGACUCGUGCGCUGAUGCUGUAUCCAAGGAUGAAUUUCAAAGAGACAGAGUAGAGGAGGAUGAAGAUGAAUUUCCUACCACAAGACCAGAUGGUGAACACAAUCACAACAACAACGGCAGCAAAGAGAAACUAUUCUCGCCUGCCAGUCCCAAAGGUAUUAACGGGAUAGACUUUAAGGGAGAAGCAAUCACAUUUAAGGCCACCACAGCAGGCAUCCUCUCCACCUUGUCCCACUGCAUCGAGCUGAUGGUCAAACGAGAGGACAGCUGGCAGAAGAGAUUGGACAAGGAACUGGAGAAGAGGAGGAGGGUAGAAGAUGCUUACAGAUCUGCUCUGAAUGAACUGAAGAAGAAGUCACACUAUGGGGGCCCAGACUAUGAGGAGGGACCCAACAGUCUAAUCAAUGAAGAUGAAUUUUUUGAUGCUGUGGAAGCUGAAUUAGACAGACAAGACAAGAUAGAAGAGCAGUGCCACUCGGACAAGGUCAGAAUACCUCGCCUAACUCCAGUCCCUCCUGGUGAUGCUUUCUCCACAAUCGGCACACAUCGAUUUGCCAACAAGCCCCGCCGCUAUUCUUCUUCACAGUCCUCCGCUGAGCUAGUCAGCGCUUCAGACGACAUUCACAGAUUCAGCGUUCAGGUGGAGGAGAUGGUGCAGAAUCACAUGACCUAUUCUCUUCAGGAUGUGGGUGGAGAUGCAAACUGGCAGCUGGUGAUAGAAGAAGGGGAGAUGAAGGUUUACAGGAGAGAAGUGGAGGAGAAUGGCAUCGUGCUCGAUCCCCUGAAAGCCACUCAUUCUGUUAAAGGGGUAACAGGGCAUGAGGUCUGCCACUACUUCUGGGACACAGCCGUCCGCAUGGACUGGGAGACCACCAUCGAAAAUUUCAACGUUGUGGAAACACUCUCUGAUAAUGCCAUCAUUGUUUACCAGACACACAAGAGAGUGUGGCCUGCCUCUCAGAGAGAUGUGCUCUAUCUGUCAGCCAUCCGGAAGAUUCUGGCCACAAACGAAAACGAUCCUGACACGUGGUUGGUCUGCAACUUUUCUGUGGACCACGACAAUGCUCCUCCCACAAACCGGUGUGUCCGUGCCAAAAUCAAUGUUGCCAUGAUCUGCCAAACUCUGGUCAGCCCACCAGAGGGAGAUAAAGAGAUAAGCAGGGACAACAUCCUUUGUAAGAUCACAUAUGUUGCCAAUGUAAACCCGGGAGGCUGGGCUCCAGCUUCAGUCCUCAGAGCUGUGGCCAAGAGGGAGAAAAAACUGCUGGGAAGUCCAUCCUCUUCUGAGCACAAGAAGGUUGCCUGCAGGAGAGAAAUCAUCGCAUCCAGCAGACUCCUGAUGGACACAUGGCAUAAUCAGGACUCCUUAUUACCACCCCACAGGACGCCUGCGUGAAGACGAGACUGGUUUUACAGCUUUAAUGCAUCAGUACUCACCACCCAGCUCCUUGUUAAUGGCCUAGCACCAUCUGUUGGUCAUGAAAGUGCAUUUUAUGUAAACUCAAACUUUUCUGAAGCAGUUUUUGAAAUGUUAACAAUUCUCUGCAUUUUGUUUUUGUUUGUUUUUUUUGUAAAUUGCUAUGUACAUUUCCUCUGAUUUCAUACAAGUUGACUCUAAGGGUUUUGGGUUAAUCACUAGUAUUACAGCUACUUGUUUUUGCUGCUGCUAAGUUGACAACCAUUUGAACGAAAAGUAGAGAUUCACAAAAAAAAAGCUCCAACGUUUAAGCUGAGCUUUUUUUUUUUGCCUUUUCCUGUCCCUAUUGUUAGGACUCCUCACAAAUGGGUGUUGGAGGCUAACGCUUUGAAAUCUUUAUAUUUCUCGUUUGUUGUGAAUCAUCUUUCAGAGAGCACUAUGGACACAAUGUAUUGUACGGAGUUAGUUUUCAGUUAGAGCACCAAUGUGAGAAAUGUGAAUUAUUGACUGUUAAAUGCUUGAAUUAGGUGUCAGCUGUGGGCUGGGGAGAUGAUGGAUUGAGGGAGUUUGUUCUUGAACUCUUUGGACUAUUUUUGACACAGAUAAACUGACGGGAUGGUUAGUUGGGAUUUGUAGAUGCUAUGCUGCGGUCAUCUGGGCUCUGGCCUCAGGCUGCUGCCGCAGAUGACCAGCCGAGGCGUCUGAUAAAAGAAGUCCUCUCUUUCUUUGAGAGAUGAGUGGAUCAACUUUAUACAGCAGUUUUUUCUACUUUGAUCCUCAGACCUUUGUGAGGCAGAGGAAAUGUGUCUGUUCAUAAGUGUGAGGUUUGUAAAUGUGUUCUGUCUGUGAGGACAAGGGGAAGUUGUUCAACGACAAAGAGUCAUCCACUCCCUGUGCUCUCUGUCCUGCAUUGUUUUACAUUUCACACACACUACAGUGCAGUGGCCUCCUGCCCUUUGACUGAUAACCACCCCCAGAAUGCCUUAGACACCGGGAUGAACCUUUCAAGUCCUGGAUUUCUCCACUUUCCAGCCACCAGAUGUGCAUUUAUCAACACUGAAAUUAAGCUGGUGAGAGGGGUGUGUCAGGAUGUCAAAUCAUUUUACCUCAUGGCUUGAUUUUACUACACUGUUCAUUGCCAUCAAAAGUUGGGCGUUCUGCAAUCAGCUGAUCUGAAUGGUUGGGGAAAAAAACUGAGAUUUUCUUAGGUCAGAGGUUUGGAAAGUUCUGGAUCAUUGUUCUGCUGAUCAUAACAAGCUAGAUCUACAAGUAAUGUCAGCUGAAGAAUGCAGUUAGUGUUUUUAAUUGUAUUUUGUCAGUAAUCUACAUUCUUUGUAUAUUUCUAAGUUGUACAUCAGAAAUAUUAUUUGCUCUAAAUGUAAGGCAGUUUGAUAAUGUUCUGUAAAUUAAAAUUAUGACACAACAAA
Menidia menidia (Atlantic silverside) is the source of this 3530-nucleotide messenger RNA. Lineage: Eukaryota; Metazoa; Chordata; Actinopteri; Atheriniformes; Atherinopsidae. The record is from the annotation of a GenBank genome assembly.